Fusarium verticillioides 7600 is the source of this 2334-nucleotide messenger RNA. RefSeq lists its product as hypothetical. Gene Ontology annotation, molecular function: metal ion binding. The coding region runs from base 916 to 2070 and encodes 384 amino acids. The transcript has 5 exons. The record is from RefSeq and is a predicted model, not a curated record. Lineage: Eukaryota; Fungi; Ascomycota; Sordariomycetes; Hypocreales; Nectriaceae.
CGUUUAAAAAAAAAAAAAAAGUUUUUGCGAAAAGUCGCACAUCAAAUCUAACUCGAUCGCAUUCAGUUGAUAUAAGAUCAACAUCAACAUCAUCUUCUUUUCACUAACAAUUUUCCGUCUUUAAUUCGACCCGAUCGAUCAAAGGAGUCUCCAGUUGCCAAUAACGAAGCCGAAUCAAGAGCUCAGCUCGGUUUGAUUGCUUGCUUGCUUUUCUCGGCAACUGAACUCACUGACUCUUCUUUCCUUGUCUCAUCUCCCCCAAACGUGCACACUACUUUACCUUACUUUAUACUCGCACUGCGCUGCACUACACUGCACUGCACUUUCCUUUCUCCCACCCCUAUACAUACAAACCCAAUCCCCUUGCGCCGACGGAGAAAGGGUACCUACCCAAGGUAUCUACUACCUUUUGCCUUACUUAUUAGGGUGUGCAUGUUGUUGGCUGGCGGCGUGCAAUUACAGGGCCAACAGCUGAUCUUUUUUUCUCUUUCUUCUCCCAUUUAUUAUCCAACUCUCUCAUAAUCGAGAACUCUGACACGCGCCUUUCUCCAACUCCUGUCUUCGCGCCACAAGAGACCUCCAGAAUGGCAUCCAAUACUCAUAUGAAUGACUUGGUCAGUCGAUUUAAUGCUCUCCAGGCCCGAGAAAUGCCUGAGCAGAAAUAUAUCAAGGACCUUGUAGAAAGAUUGCAUGCUCUGCAAGAAACAAAUCAUAUCCUCCAAGAAAAGCUUGCCGACGCUAACUUGGGUUUGAAUCAUAUGAGCCAGCUCCGCAAACUCUAUGAAGGCACUCGACUGCAAUGCGAAACGCUCACUGCGGACCUCAGUAACCUCAGGGUACAUACAUGUCACUCACCGGCGCACAGAGCGCAGAAGCUGACAUGUCCAGGGUGCUAAUAACUAUGUCUUUAUCAUCAUGGACGGCAAUGGCCUUAUUUUCGACAAUCGAUUUAUCAAGCAAGGCCGCGAAGGUGGUAAGCAGGCGGCGCAUGCUCUACUUCUCUCGGUAGCGAGGCUUUGUCCUAGCCUGCCAUCGUCUUUCGAAAUUUUCUGCGACGUUCUGGUCAACAUUGCCGAGAUGGGCCGGGCCCUGGUGAAUGAUGGCAGCAUUGAUGACCCAAGUCUUUUUCAUGAAUUUGCUAUCGGCUUUACAGAGUCCAAGUCUUCUUUCAACUUUAUUGAUAUUGGCUUGAGUAAAGGAACACUGGUUCGCAAGAUCCAAGAAACGGCAAUAUGGCAUUUGGGAUGCUAUAACUGUAGACACGUCAUGUUAGGCAUCGGCCAUGGUGCCCAAUAUGCUCCUUUUCUGCGCACAGUCAACGAGGCCGGGGAUGGCAGAAUGUGUGUCUCCGUAAUUCUGGGAGAACCUAUAGUACGCGAAAUCGAGGCCUGUGGCAACACUGUUCAUGCGCUUGACGGCAACAUCUUUCGCACGACCAAACUCGUUGAUAAGACUUUGAUAGAGAAACCGAGUGUCCAGCUUACCGAGGCGACUAAACCCCAGGGUUCACCGGUAGCUCGCGCUGCAACGACACAAGCAGUACUGACGCCCGCCACGAGUACUUCGUCCAUGUCGCCUCCACAAACUUCCUGGGCCAAGAUCACGAAAAGCGCCACUCCCCCUCCCAAACUUACCAUGCCUCUACCUCCCAAACAGGACAAGACCAAGCUUGCGAGUAAGGUACCUCCUCAGCCAGCUUGGAGCCCUGGACCUCGGGGCCGUGAUCCUCCCAUCACAGUUGGUAUUCCAGCCAUGGAAGACAUAAAGCGUCGUGAGGACUCCGACAAACUUUGCAACAACCACUUUCUCCGUGGUCCCUGUACCAGAAUAGGUGCUUGUACUUUCAACCAUACGUUCAAGCCGACAAAAGAGCAGUUAAAGGCACUCGCAAUGCUCGCCCGGCAGAAUCCCUGCAUCAACGGACAAGAUUGCGAUGUCGACGACUGCAUAUAUGGACACAACUGCCCAAAUGUAACGAAUGGUGUGUGCACUCGGUCGCAUUGCAGAUUUAAGGUCGACGGCCAUCCACCAAAUACCAAGUUUACCAACAGCAAGAUACACGAGAACUAGCUAUAGCCAUCAUGUGUAGCGUUUGCAACAGGUUGCACGGCACUCGGCUGGCACAGUCUCGGACUUGAUCCGGUGUACACUAUAGUCACUUCAUUUCCUGAUCACACAGUUUUUAAUGUUCAUUAUACGAAGGGCUAGGAAGUUCUACUACGCCUGCGGCAGGCUUUGCUACGGAAUGGGAUAACUGAGCUUCGAUAGAUUGAUUGACUUUAUCAUUCAUACUUGUCAAGUUGCUGAUGUGAUUUUUUUUAUCCUCGGUGAAGG